AACCAUUGGCAACCGAGCACCUGGAGCAAAAUGGAGUCCCUUGUCUCGCUGGAGGGCUGCGAGCCUGAGCUCCGCGAGUAUUUGGAGCGGCACAGAUGGCCUAGCGUCAUGGAGGCCCUUCUGACUGGACUUACGGUAAUGACACCACGUGAUCCGUGGCAGUUUGUCUGCCAGAGUCUCAUGCACAUCAGAGACGCCAGCGUCACUGACAUACCACGGGACCUGUUUAUAGACCCGGCAUCACGAGGUGCCCUGCAGUCUGGCUGUCUGAGAGGUCUGCACCCCGACACUGACGCAAUCGACGAGGAGCAGUUGGAGUUAGCCUACCGCUUCCGUAGUGUACACCUCUGCCACUGGUGCUUCAGAGCGUGGCUGCAGUAUCAUGAACAGGAGAAAGUGGAGCAGGCUCUGUUCAGGGAGAGGCUGAGACAAGCAGAGAGA
Molecule: messenger RNA, 441 nt
Organism: Geodia barretti
Lineage: Eukaryota; Metazoa; Porifera; Demospongiae; Tetractinellida; Geodiidae
Source: the annotation of a GenBank genome assembly